AUGGCCGCUUCUGGCAUGAAGAUUUUUGUGGCGACGUUGCUCAAGGCAGCAAACGUGUUCCUGGAAGACUGCGAGGCUCGAAUCAAGAAAGCCGAAGAGACCGGGAGCAGACAGAUGAAAUUUUUUGACUUGGUGUUGGGCAAAGAUGAUAUCGAGGCCAUUGAAACCAUCCAUGGCAAGUUUUUCCAAGAAGAGGAGUAA
Molecule: messenger RNA, 201 nt
Organism: Puccinia triticina
Lineage: Eukaryota; Fungi; Basidiomycota; Pucciniomycetes; Pucciniales; Pucciniaceae
Exons: 1
Coding region: 1-201 (66 amino acids)
Source: RefSeq, a predicted model, not a curated record